Messenger RNA from Aspergillus saccharolyticus JOP 1030-1, 1650 nucleotides. RefSeq lists its product as uncharacterized. Bases 446 to 1495 code for a protein of 349 amino acids. NCBI's taxonomy places the organism in Eukaryota, Fungi, Ascomycota, Eurotiomycetes, Eurotiales, Aspergillaceae. The record is from RefSeq and is a predicted model, not a curated record. The transcript is spliced from 2 exons.
CUUUUAGUCCACCUCGGAGUUCUUCUAACUCCACUAAUUCCCUUGGCCUUGCAUUGACCCAGAGAAACGGUAAUUUACUACCUUUCGCCCCUCAUUUUCCUGCUUUCCCCGCUGGGCCAAAUCUUAGCCGUUGUUGGGUCGCUUCUGCUUGCUUUUACUGUAGCUUAGUUAUAUUAUGCCUCUUGCCGGCUGACUGCACCCUGCAUGAUUUUCCAGCCUUGGCUCUGUCGUUUCUUCCGGUCGUGCAUCCUAUAAACAUUCUCUCUUUCCCUCUUCGUUCCCUUCUAGGUCCAAGUUGACUACAUCCAAUCCUAGACGUUCAUUUCCUUGCAUCACUUCUCAACACCACAUCAUCACCACCCCAUUUCACCAUCCCCACUACAUCACCACCUCAUCAUCCUACUACACCACCCUUUCAAACCAGGCUACCUCUUUACAAUCAGCCAUGUUGUUUCGCUUCCUGUCCGUGACAGGUGCUCUCUGUCUCAGCAGCUGUGCUGCUGCUGCCAGCGUGCCUUACUCCUACAUCAGCUCACCCCGCUCAGCCAGCGCCCAUCAAAUCAAUCUGCCUGCUGUGCCGUGUGCCUUUUCCGAUUCCAGUUGCAAUGAAGCCCUUGAUUCCAUUGCACACCUCACUAUCGACUUUUCCACGCAAAAUGGUGUCUUGCUGGCCAACAAACAGCCCAUCUUCCCCGCUUCCGUGCCAAUGCAAUUCUCCGUGGACCGCAAAUGGGACGCCCAGAAGCAAUCUGUCUCCGUCGCGUAUGCAUUGGAUGUGCGACCGCUGCCUGCCCACCCUGGCGCCCCCGUGGGCGAUGUUUACCACCUAAAGCUCCGACUUUUCGAUCUGCAUGGUCGCCCCGUCACCCACCACGCUGUGGCCAUCGGUCUGGUCCGCGAUGCCGUUGGCAACCUCCAAAUCACCGUGAUCGACCCCAACUCCAGCCGUGAGCACGGCCACGGCAACAAGAUCUGGCGCAUGAAGCAGUGGAAGUCGCAGGUCGAAUCCUACGUCCAGAACGCCAAGGAAGCCGUAACCGACUGCCUGAAGACGACUCCUUUCUCCCACCCUCACCACGAGCACGAGCACGAGCACGAGCACGAAGGGCACCGCCCCGACCACUCCUCCGCCCCGGCUUCUGCUGCCGCUGAAAUCUCCCACGAGAAGUCCGCAUCGACCAAGUAUCCUCCCAUGUUCCGCACCAGUCACAACGGACAGUUCUUCUGGACCGGCCGGGAGCGCGGUGUGCUGAGACAGAUCCGCGCCAUCAUUUUCCCUGCGCUUCUCGGAGUCGUUGCCGGAGGCGUCGCCUGCGUGAUUGGAUUCAUCCUUGGCCGGACGAUCAUCUCCGUGUACUUCUGGGCACAGAGCCGCCGUCGACAGCCCCAGGUUCCCAUCAUCGUUAUCGAAAAAGACGAGCCGCUCGACGAGAAGGAGGUGCUAAUGGAGCGGUACAGCGACUUCGAUCCUGAAGCCAACAUCCCCCGUGAUUAACUACUACAUUUCUUAUUUCUUUUUCACUCUUUCCCACUCCAUUUCCUAAUUUUUUCCUUGUCCUGUCUAUGAAGAUAUCCAAUGUAGCAUGUUUAUCGUUUCCUAGCAUACGCAUCUGAAUGAAAGCGAACCUUUUCCAAGCCUAAGUUGCACUU